Molecule: messenger RNA, 219 nt
Organism: Loa loa (African eye worm)
Lineage: Eukaryota; Metazoa; Nematoda; Chromadorea; Rhabditida; Onchocercidae
Product: zinc finger protein
Exons: 2
Coding region: 1-219 (72 amino acids)
Source: RefSeq, a predicted model, not a curated record
AUGCAGGACAAAGGAGAAUAUAACAAGCAUUUCCUAACGCACAAUAAACCAUUUCUCUACCAAUGCAAAAAUCCCGGUUGUGGGAAAAAAUUCAUCCAUCCAUCAUCAUUCUCCAAACACAAGAAAUCCGGUCAACACGAACCUCAAAGCACAACGGAAGGAAAUCCGCAUUUGGGGCAUACUUUGGUAGGCACACGAAACCAUCACAUUACGGGUUAA